This is a messenger RNA of Candida tropicalis MYA-3404, 1497 nucleotides long. RefSeq lists its product as uncharacterized. Gene Ontology annotation, molecular function: enzyme activator activity; four-way junction helicase activity; single-stranded DNA helicase activity. The transcript has a single exon. Gene Ontology annotation, cellular component: nucleus. The record is from RefSeq and is a predicted model, not a curated record. NCBI's taxonomy places the organism in Eukaryota, Fungi, Ascomycota, Pichiomycetes, Serinales, Debaryomycetaceae. Gene Ontology annotation, biological process: DNA recombination; DNA repair; DNA-templated DNA replication. The coding region runs from base 1 to 1497 and encodes 498 amino acids.
AUGCAUAUGGGAAUAGAAGAAAUGGAAGAAAAUGUUCAUUCCCAACAAACAUUUAAGCAUAGAGUUGAGUCAUCUACAUUAUAUGAAGCCAUUAGGCCUACUACAUUUGAAGAAUACGUGGGACAAGACCAUCUAUUAAACCAACAGAAUGGUAGUAUUUUCACAUUUAUAAAACUUGGAUAUCUACCGUCAAUGAUAUUCUUGGGGCCACCAGGAGUUGGCAAAACUACAUUGGCUUCGGUGAUAUCAUACGAAUGCAAGUUACCGUUUAUUGAAUUGUCUGCAACGACGUUAACGACAGGGGAACUCAAGCAAAUAGCAAUGAUGCAUGAAGAACAAAUAGUUGUGUUUAUUGAUGAAAUUCAUAGGUUGACUAAAGUGCAACAAGAUUGGUUAUUACCUUAUGUUGAAAAUGGGAAAAUGGUUUUGAUAGGUGCCACUACUAGUCACCCGAGCAAACGUAUACGCCAUGCCAUCUUAUCACGAUGCCAUGUAUUCUGUUUGCGCAGAUUGGCUACUCCAGAAUUACAAAUAAUCUUAAGGAAAGCAAUUAAAUAUCAGAAUUUAAAACGUAAACAUGUGUUGAAUCUCCCAGAAAUUGAUUAUGAUCAGGUUUGUGAGGAUUUAAUUCUUGAACUUGCACAUGGUGAUUCGCGUAUAGCAAUUAAUUUGGUUGAAUUGAUAAGCAAUAACUAUAGUCAAACCGAUGAUGGUCGUAUCCUGUUAAAGAAUCAUGAUUUAAAACGACUAUUUUCUAAUUUAACAGAUUCCUCAAGUGAAGGUGUAAUAAAGAAUCAAGAGGUCUUUAUGAAUUUUAUGAAUGAAUUAUGCCACGGUUGUACUUCCUCGCACCACAGCAAAUUGUUUUAUCAAAACCCAUUGGAAUUCUUUUACGAUGAUUUCAAAAGCAAAGAAGCAGAUGAAGAAUAUAUUUAUCAAAUGCAAGUGUCUGAUGAUAGUGAUGUGGAGAAUGGUGACAUUUAUUCUGAUUGUGAAUCUGAUGGAUUAGCAGAUGUCGAAGGCAUAAGUGAUGCUAGUGACUAUCACCUUGUUGCUGCGUUAUAUUACCUCAAUGUCCUAUUACUGCAAGGCGAAUCACCGACUGCAAUUUUUCGUCAUUUGAUAUUGUUUACAAUAAAGUACACAGAUUGUGAAAACUCGACUUUGCGAAAACUAAUUUCCUUCAAGAAUGGAAUUGCUUAUCGGAAUGAUGGACAUUCAGUAACUGCUUUGAGUAAUUGCGUUGAAUGGUUGAUGUAUCGACAAAGAACAAUGCAUGGGAAACAACUAUCGUUGAUAUUAAAUUAUAUGAUGAAUUAUUUUAAGAAUCAGGAAGCACUUGAUCGAACAAAUGAGAUAAAUGUCGACGAUUUGGAAAUUUCAUUUGAUGAUAAUGAAGUUAAACAACUAGAAGUUUACCCACAAUUUGAGCGUUCUGAAGAAUCACAAAUUAAAGGAUUUGAGGUUACAUUUGAAAGUAGUAUUGAUGAAUCGUAA